Molecule: messenger RNA, 4857 nt
Organism: Alternaria atra
Lineage: Eukaryota; Fungi; Ascomycota; Dothideomycetes; Pleosporales; Pleosporaceae
Exons: 7
Coding region: 1-4857 (1618 amino acids)
Biological process (GO): protein autophosphorylation; tRNA modification; phosphorelay signal transduction system
Molecular function (GO): histidine phosphotransfer kinase activity; tRNA guanylyltransferase activity; magnesium ion binding
Source: RefSeq, a predicted model, not a curated record
AUGAGGCCCGAGUAUGAAUGCGCAUACGACUGGACGGCCGCCCUGCCUGAGACGGACCACGUCCGCUUCUUCCGCGAUACAGACUGGUCGCGUACCAGUCUGGGACCAUUGAGCACGUGGAGUCCGACGCUGCGACUGUUUGCAAGUUAUGUUCUUUCCGAUUCACGCGGAGCCUGCCUCUGGUGGGGAGACAUCUCUAAUCUCACGGCUAUAUAUAAUGAGGCAUAUGCUCCCCUUGCCGCUGGCGUGCACCCUAAGCUUAUGGGGUCCCUUUUCCAGGAGGGCUAUCCGGAUCUAUGGCCGUCCAUUAGUCAAUACUUCAUACAGGCCAAGCGAGCAGGUACUGGCGUAAACUACAGUUCUGCCACGCCCACCGUGGUUGAGCGCAAAGGAUAUACCGAGGAAACCUUUUUCUCGGGGGGAUUUGUGCCAGUAGGCAUGCCAGGCGCCGUCGAGGGCUUCAUCAACACGACCUACGAGGUCACAAGCCAGAAACUCGCCGAACGCCGCACCAACUGUCUGAAUAUACUUGCCUCCGUCCCCUCUCAGUGUGUCGACGACGUCUACUCCCACAUUCUCACCACGCUCAAAACGAAUCCCAACGAUGUGCCAAUGGCCAUGCUCUACCGAAUGGAUGAAACUCCAGGCUCGAAUAAAUUAAGACUUCAUGGUCAUAUUGGACUUCCAGAAGGACACAGCCUCGUCGUUGAAGAAGCCACCAUUGACAGCGAGGAAGGAUUGAUCCCGGAUUUGCGACGAGCCGGUGCAGACCAGAUGAUUAUCGAGCAUGACGACCGAUUCCUGUCUAUCACCUGGGGUGGUUGGGGUGCGCCGUCCAAGAAGAUUGUCAUAUUACCUAUUAUGUGCGGCACACGCCUCUUUGGCUACCUUAUUUUUGGUACAAAUCCCUAUCGCCCGCACGAUGACAUAUGUAAACAGUUCAUUCGAGAUCUGAGUCGCAUGGUUUCGAGCAUUGUAUCGUCUGUCGUCGAUUACGAAGCCAAUAGGAAACGUCAAGAGCAGUUGGAGGCCGAUCUUGCUUUUAGCGAUCUAAAGCUACGCCAUCUGAUUGAUCAUGCGUCUGUGGGCAUGUGUCAUGUAUCCCUAGAUGGUUAUAUGCUCUGGGCCAACGAUCAUUAUUACGAGCUAGCCGGAAAAUCUGCUUCAGAUCACGCAGUUGGCCUCGCGUUUCUCGACGCCUAUCAUGAGGAUGAUCGGGCAAAGGCUGAAGACGUUUGGGAGCGUCUGAUCAAGGGCGCCGACCACGUUACAGCUGACUUGCGCAUGAAGCGCAUGUAUACGCCUCCCACGGGCGAUCCUGAACCUGCCCAACUCCAAGUUCUAGCUUUCCCAUACCGCGACGAGCAUGGAAACGUGAUCAGUGUGAUGGCUUGUACGACUGACAUCAGCAGACUGUGCUGGGCGCAGACCUUUCAGGCUCGAUUAGCCGCUGAAGCAAGAGAAGCGAAGAGACAACAAGAGGCCUUCAUCGAUGUAGUCUCGCACGAGAUGCGAAACCCAUUGAGUGCCAUCGUGCACUGCGCAGAUGCGAUUGCGAACGCGGUCGAAGAAUGUCAAUCUCAGCUCGCCAAUAUACCCGUACCAUGUCUCGAUGUCCUAAAUGACAACAUGCAAAGCGCAAACGUCAUCAUGCAAUGUGCGAACCAUCAGAAACGAAUCAUCGACGACGUACUCACUCUGAGCAAGCUCGACUCCAUGCUCUUGUCUAUAACACCUGUCGCAGUCAAGCCCGCGAAGCUCGUGGAUUCUAUCGUCAACAUCUUCCAAGCUGAGCUGAAGACGAACAAGAUAUCUUACAACAUUACACCAGACUCAUCAUUCUUGGCCCUAGGCAUCGAUCACCUUUAUCUGGACCCGUCUCGAGUGACUCAGGUAUUCAUCAACCUAUUAACAAACGCGAUCAAGUUCGUCAAGCCAUCGAAAGAGCCGACUAUCUCCAUCCGCUUCGGUGCUAGCACAUCAGAUCCCCGUGACCUCUUUCCAAAAAACAUGUUCUGGGCUACAGAGGGCAAGCAAGACGGCGACGUUACAAGCAAUCCGGAUUGGGGUACCGGCGAAGAGAUCUAUCUCGCAUUCACCGUCAAGGACUCUGGAAUUGGCUUGCAAGAGAAGGAAAUCCACAAGAUAUUUGAGCGUUUUCGACAGGCGAACGUGAAGACGCACGUGAAGUAUGGAGGCAGCGGGCUGGGGCUGUUCAUCUCUAAAGAGCUCACUGAGAAGCAAGGUGGUGAGAUCGGUGUCUCGUCAAUUCUGGGCCAGGGAUCGACAUUUGGAUUCUACGUCAAGACGCGAAGAGUGGAAUGGAAGCCCAGAACUCUCAAAGAGAUGUUUCAACAAGCUGGGCAAGAGGCAGCGGCUCGACAACUCCAUGUGCUGUUGGUGGAAGAUAACAUCAUCAACCAGCAAGUUCUCGGCAAGCAGCUCAAGAAAGCAGGAUGCUAUGUUUCAGUUGCAAACCACGGUUUAGAGGCUCUCGAAAUACUGGAAAGAGAAACGUUCGACAUCGUUUUGAUGGAUCUGGAGAUGCCGGUGCUCGAUGGGCUUGGCGCGAUGCGCGAGAUUCGGAAAAGAGAGAAAGAACAGGCGUAUUUUUCCAAACGGUUGCCCGUCAUCGCCGUCACAGCGAAUGUUCGAAAGGAACAAAUUGAUACGGCUAUUGCUGCUGGAGCAGAUCGCGUCAUGCAGAAGCCGUUCAAAGCAGCCGACUUGGUCUUCAUGAUGAAGUCGUUAAUGCCGCUUACAGCGCCCUCGUUCAUCGAACCGCCGACACCAGGACUGGGCCUCAGGUUUACGUCCAAGUAUGAGUUCGUCAAGCCGAACGAUAAGAAUGGGCUCGAUGUCAUGAACGCUGCAGCCCAGGCUGUCAUGAAAGAGUUGCCUGACCUUGUCCUUGCAUUUGGCAAUAGCGACGAAUACAGCAAGCUGACUACGACGAUUGUAUCUACUUUUACCUCUUACUAUGUGUGGUCCUGGUCUACAUACUUUCCGGAUAAGCCGCUUACACCUCCUCUACCCUCGUUUGAUGGACGUGCAGUGUGCUAUCCGAGCGACACCAAUCUUCGGGAUUACAUGAGCUGGCGCCAAGUUGACUGCCACAUCAACAACCUUUACAACACCACUUUCUGGACUCUUGUUCAGCAAGGUGGUAUGGGAGCUCGAGAAGCAGAACAAAAACUCAAGGGCACAGUGUCAUCCGACAAGAACGAGAUUCUAUUCAAGGAUUUUGGAAUCAACUACAACAAGGAGCCGGAGUGCUUCAAAAAGGGCACAAUACUAUACCGAGACUUCUUCCCUACUCCGCCAAUCGAGGAGAUAUCGUCACCCGUGCUGACAGACUUUCCCACGCCACCCAUAGCUCAACCAACACCAAAACGAGUAUCCAAUCACCGGGCGUCACAGUCUAUCGAGAGGGCUAUCCCUUAUCUGCCAGACCAAAAGGAAAUGGUGGAGUCUCCAGAGCUCUGUGAACGUCCAACCUUCCUAUCAACAACGUCGACUCCAUCGCCGCCGCCUUCACCACCUACCAUCUCGAGAUCGGCAUUUCCUAACCCACUAAGGUCCAACCCGAUCAGAUCUGAGAACAACAGCCCUAUGCCAGGUUCCUCCAUGCCGCUUUCGCCGCCAUCGACUGCAACAUGGAACAACAACUCCUCGUCGAACGGCAAGCAGCACCUACCCUCCUUGACGCCUUUGCCUCUAUCUCCGCCGAUAUUAAAGCCAAGCAGCAAGCCUCCGCUGUCAUUGAAUCAGCCAAACCCGACAACACGCACCAACUUUUCCCCAGCGACACCACAGGGCGACUUCCCCGCAGAUUUUCCCAUAGCAGGUUACCGCCACCACACAACUGCAGUAGCUAGCCAUGGAUUCUCGCACUCUGCUUCUGCUUCUUUUACAACUUCAUAUCCACCUCAGGUAAAGCCUUCUCGACUCAAACAGCGAUCGCCGAGUCAGCCUUCGCUGCCAACGUAUUUUGCAUCCUCUAGCGCACCCGCACCAAAACCGCCGUCUAUACCGUUACGUAUAUCCAGCAUUCCCGCCAACAGCAAGCCGCGCAAGCUAUCUUUACCGGUCCAUCGAUCAACUACAACACUCAAAGCCACAAGGGACAGUUCCGAUGAGAAGGAGAGUGUUUUCAGCCCCCGUGACACAACAUCGACGCCACCCCGCAAAGUAAGCCCACCGAUACAAAAGAACAAGGCUCUCCCAAGUCCUCCGAUGAGUGCAGAGGAAGAGAUGCGCACGCGAGAAAAGGUCAAAGGAAACAGUCCGCAGCAAGAAUGGAACAAGUAUGCCAUUGCCUCCACCAAUGGAACGGAGUCGCCCCAACGAAGAAUCAGCGACACAGAUAACAGAAGCGGUCACGUCUGGGGCCAAGGCAAUGUCUCCCACCCUGGCAUCGCAGAACUUCAUGCCGUUUCUACACCAACACAGUCUACGCCUACAUCAGCAUCAUUACAGUACCCCUAUUCAAGUCCGGAUAUGCAUACCCUACUAUCCUCAACAUCUACCGCAGGACCAAACUCUCAACCACACUCUAGUAGCCGACCAUCCACUAGCCGCAACAAAGACGCCAACCGUCCCAAACCCUCCAAGUCGAACUCCUCCAAUACUAAGCCGAAUAAAGGCAAACAGCCACAAUCGGAAACAGGAAGUUGGGCUGCAGCUACUACUUCUCAACAAGGCAACGAAGGCCGCCCGGUACCCAUGAGUCGUACACAGAAGGACAAAGAUAGGAAAAAGAGGAGUAAGGCGACUGUGCUGAUGGAACAUGUAGAUAUCAUCAAGGAUGAGUUUUGGGAAAAGAGACCUUGGAUCUUGAGUGGGAAGACGGGGUGA